CCCUUUAAAUAUAGAUAAAACUGCUAAUACACACCUUUUACCUAUGCCUGUCCCUAAAGUGAUGUUAAUUGAAUGUGUUAUUUGUUUCAGGUCGCUCAAAUAUGGAUAGAUCUCGGAAAUACUUCCUCUUCAUCGCCAUACAAUUAAUCUACGCGAUAUCAGGCCAAGAAGUGCAAAAACGAGUGCCGCAAGGCUUCCUGGGUAUGCGAGGCAAGAAGUUCGAAUCCGAAUCCACCGAGCAGUUUUACAAAAGGAAGCCACAAUUUUUCGUCGGCGUCAAAGGCAAAAAGAACAUAUUCGACCUCCUUGAUAGCGAAGAAAAAAGAGGCCCUAUGGGCUUCGUCGGUAUGAGAGGGAAAAAAGAGUUUUUUCUGCCGGAAACCUAUCCGGGAUACGAACUUGGGCCAAAGAGGGGAUCCUUGAUAGGACAGAUCGAUUACACAUCCAGCGACGAGAAUGACCAAAUCAAUUACGAUUUUCCUUUAUUCAGAGAGCUUCUUAACAAGUAUUUACAGAAAGCCGAAGAAACAGAGCAGACCACAGAAAUUCCUGAUACUGGCGAAGAAUACGAGCGGAUCUCCAAUGAAGUAGACAAGCGAGCGGCUAAUAUACAUCAGUUCUUCGGUGUGCGCGGAAAGAAAUCUAUUCAAAAUAAGCGACCUUAUGACCUUACGUUUAGAGGUAAAUUCAUUGGUGUGAGGGGCAAGAAGGACUUGAAGAAUAGCGGCGCUCACGAGAUCAGGUUUUUGCUCGGCUCUAAUAGUCCAUGGCCGAAGCGGAGGACCCAAAUGGGCUUUGUCGGGAUGCGUGGCAAGAAAUGGACGGAUGUAUAUGAUUAUUUAGCAUGGAUAUACUCUUAUAAUCAAUUAAUCUACGCGAUAUCAGGCCAAGAAGUGCAAAAACGAGUGCCGCAAGGCUUCCUGGGUAUGCGAGGCAAGAAGUUCGAAUCCGAAUCCACCGAGCAGUUUUACAAAAGGAAGCCACAAUUUUUCGUCGGCGUCAAAGGCAAAAAGAACAUAUUCGACCUCCUUGAUAGCGAAGAAAAAAGAGGCCCUAUGGGCUUCGUCGGUAUGAGAGGGAAAAAAGAGUUUUUUCUGCCGGAAACCUAUCCGGGAUACGAACUUGGGCCAAAGAGGGGAUCCUUGAUAGGACAGAUCGAUUACACAUCCAGCGACGAGAAUGACCAAAUCAAUUACGAUUUUCCUUUAUUCAGAGAGCUUCUUAACAAGUAUUUACAGAAAGCCGAAGAAACAGAGCAGACCACAGAAAUUCCUGAUACUGGCGAAGAAUACGAGCGGAUCUCCAAUGAAGUAGACAAGCGAGCGGCUAAUAUACAUCAGUUCUUCGGUGUGCGCGGAAAGAAAUCUAUUCAAAAUAAGCGACCUUAUGACCUUACGUUUAGAGGUAAAUUCAUUGGUGUGAGGGGCAAGAAGGACUUGAAGAAUAGCGGCGCUCACGAGAUCAGGUUUUUGCUCGGCUCUAAUAGUCCAUGGCCGAAGCGGAGGACCCAAAUGGGCUUUGUCGGGAUGCGUGGCAAGAAAUGGACGGAUGAAUCCAGUCUUGAAGGUGAUCUGCCCAACUAA
Diatraea saccharalis (sugarcane borer) is the source of this 1583-nucleotide messenger RNA. Lineage: Eukaryota; Metazoa; Arthropoda; Insecta; Lepidoptera; Crambidae. The record is from the annotation of a GenBank genome assembly.